Molecule: messenger RNA, 1146 nt
Organism: Lactuca sativa (garden lettuce)
Lineage: Eukaryota; Viridiplantae; Streptophyta; Magnoliopsida; Asterales; Asteraceae
Product: TLD-domain containing nucleolar protein
Source: RefSeq, a predicted model, not a curated record
AUUCGCUCUGCAUUUUAGGGUUCCAAAAUCAAUUCAUUUUUCUCCUCUUCUCUCACAAUGCAUUCAUGGAAAGAUAAAUUUACAGAAAAGAUAGCCAAUUUCUUUUACGAACCUUCUUCUUCUUCAUCUUCUUCUCCAUCGUCUUCUGAUCACGAUCAGACCAGUUUACCUCUUAAAGAUGAAAGCUAUUUGUCAUCAAUACUUUCUUUCUUGUUUCCCUCGCAAGAGUCAAUUUCAAAAGAAGAGAAUGAUUACGAAGCAGGCAGCCUAAAGAUUAUAAAAUGUAAGAAUUCAGAUACAAAAGACGAGAAUCCAGACCUAGGGUCAGGGAAGAGCACCAGCAGUAGUGAUGUGUUUGAAGAUGCCAUUGAUCUAAAGACCCCCAAAAAGCAUGUUCAUGACCUAAAUCUGGAUUCGGUUUUUAUUUCUUCCAAUUUGAGCCAAUUUUUUCAAUCUUGCCUUCCCAAUAUAGUAAAAGGUUGCAAAUGGGUUUUAAUUUAUAGUACCUUGAAACAUGGCAUAUCACUUCGAACACUUAUUCGGAACACAUUUGAAGUUCAUGGGCCUUGUUUGUUGAUUACUGGAGACAAUAAAGGUGUUGUGUUUGGAGGGCUGAUAAAUUCCCCGUUAACACCUACUCCCCAAAGGAAAUAUCAAGGAACAGUUCAGACCUUUGUUUUCACAACAUUAUAUGGUGCACCAACUUUGUUUAGACCAACUGGUGCAAACCGGUACUUUUACAUAUGUUCCAAUGACAUGCUAGCAUUUGGAGGCGGAGGAAGUUUUGCGUUACGCUUAGAUGGAGAUUUGUUGACUGGAACUAGUGGACCUUGUGAUACAUUUGGUAAUCGAUGUUUGGCUCAUAAUGAAGAGUUUGAGUUAAAGAACGUUGAGUUGUGGGGCUUCACUCAUUCCUCUCGAUUUCGUUAACCUAGUCGAAGAUUCACAGCUCCAAUCAACUUUGUUAUUGGUUCUUCAAUGACAUUGAUACACGAACAUGCUACUUGAUAUAGAAAGAUCCUUGUAUACUUCAAUGACUACUAGACAACUUAGACUUUUUUUAUAUUUGUUCCUACAAAUGUAUAUAGAAUGCAUGUAUUACAUUUCAAAUGACGUAAUUUAUUUAAUUCAAAGUCAUGAUUUGCA